AUGUUGGAAGCUCCAAAUUCUCUUUUUUCAAUUCCUAUUUUCUUUUUAUUCUCCGCAUUUUCCUUAACGUCUGGUUCCACAUACAAUGUGUUAGAUUAUGGAGCCAAAAGUGGAGGUGAAAUCGAUUCAUCAAAGGCCUUUCUUGAUACAUGGGCAGCAGCAUGUACCUCAACAACUUCGCCAUUGUUAUAUGUACCAGCAGGAACGUUCCUGCUUGGUAGCAAAACGACAUUUGAUGGGGUCGAUUGCAAAAACAGUGUCACGGUACAAAUUGAUGGCACGCUCGUUGCGCCAUCGGAUUACACAGUUGUCGGCAACGAUGGCAAUUGGAUCGUUUUUGAGCAAACUAAUGGGAUUGUUCUUACCGGUGGAACUUUUGAUGGACGAGGUGCUGACCUUUGGAGCUGUAAACAUGCAGGAAAUCAAUGUCCAGUGGGUGCAACGAAUUUGGCGUUUUACGACUCAAACAACAUUCAAAUUAGCGGCGUAACAUCGGUAAACAGCCAGAUCUUCCACGUUAUUAUUCAAGAAUGCACAAACGUGAAUAUAAAAGGACUCACCAUCUCAGCUCCAGGAGAUAGUCCUAAUACCGAUGGCAUUCAUCUUGCAAAGUCUUCCAAUGUCAAUGUGACCGGAUCCACCAUUGCCACCGGUGAUGACUGUAUUUCAAUUAGCUCUGGUAUCUACAAUGUAUGGAUUGAAGACAUUCAGUGUGGCCCUGGUCAUGGAAUAAGCAUUGGAAGCCUGGGUGCCGAACCCAAUGAAGAAGGGGUGCAAAAUGUUACGGUGAAACACUGUACGAUACAAGAAACACUAAAUGGAGUAAGGAUAAAAACUUGGGCAAGGCCUUCCACUUCAUAUGUGAAGCAAGUGAUUUUCCAAAAUGUAACCAUGGUUAACGCCGGAAAUCCUAUCAUCAUCGACCAAAACUAUAGUCCUGGCAGUCCCGAUGUUGGAGAUUCAUCUGGGGUUGAAAUAAGCGGAGUAACAUUUCAAUAUAUUCGUGGAACAUCAUCAACAAAAGCAGCAAUUUCAAUUAACUGCAGUCCAUCUAAGCCAUGCUGGGGCAUCACAUUGCAAGAUAUUGACCUUACUUCUGGUGAUCAACCAGCUGAAGUAUCAUGCUCCAAUGUUUAUGGAAGUAAUGUUGGCACUGUUGUACCCGCCGGCUGCAUCAACAAAUCUAUCGGGAAAUAA
Oldenlandia corymbosa var. corymbosa is the source of this 1197-nucleotide messenger RNA. NCBI's taxonomy places the organism in Eukaryota, Viridiplantae, Streptophyta, Magnoliopsida, Gentianales, Rubiaceae. The record is from the annotation of a GenBank genome assembly.